Molecule: messenger RNA, 2171 nt
Organism: Coregonus clupeaformis (lake whitefish)
Lineage: Eukaryota; Metazoa; Chordata; Actinopteri; Salmoniformes; Salmonidae
Product: partitioning defective 3 homolog B-like
Exons: 2
Coding region: 203-577 (124 amino acids)
Source: RefSeq, a predicted model, not a curated record
CCCAAUCCCUUCCUCUCUCCCUCUCCCACAGUCACCGAGGCAGGCACUUGUGGAAAAUGAAAUCAAUCAAGGAUAAACACACACUUUCAGCUCCCCGGGAGAGCGAGAGGGGGGCGAAACACAAAGGCCAUCUGCGACCGCUGACCACUGACCAGACCAGUGAAGUCACAAAACAGACGGAAAGAUCUAGUCAAGGCUGACAAUGAGAGCGGACCCAAAGGACUACCCCAUCCAGUCUAGGACAGCACCCGGUUACCCUGGUAGAGACAACUACUACCCCCCUAGAGAAGCCCAGCCCCACCCCUCCAGCCUGCCCCGGGCCAUCUCGCCCCCUGGGCCCCCGCAGGUGGACCCCAGGUACUACCCAUCCUUGCCCCACCAGCACCGGGCCGCCCACCGCCAAGAUGUGCCCCCCACAACAGGCACCCGCAACCCCCGCUAUGAGACAGUGGGCAGGGGUGGGUACCGUGACGCCAGCCCCGGCCGUUUCGCCAGCCCUGAUCGCUCCGGCGGCGGCUACAGGGAUGGCAGGCAGCCGGACCCACGCCAGAAGAACGCCAUGAUCGGAGCAGUGUAGGUGCGAUAGCUAGAUGGACUCAGAUUAGGGUUGCAGAAUUAUUUCCCCAAAUUCCCAGAUUUUUCCGAAAUACUGGUUGGACGAUUCCAAGGUUUUCUGACCUUAUUUUGGGAAGAUUACUGAUUACUGCAACCCGAACUCAGACACACUCGUUCCUUCUCUACAGCCCCCUGUCUGAAAACAUCCUCGCCCCCCUACCUCGUUUGGUGUCUGCAGAUCUGAAGGAAUCAGAUUGGUGUAAGCAAUAAGGCUCCAACUAGAUGUCCAAUGGGCUUGAGCCAUACUGCUUACAGGGCUUUGAGAUCUACAAACAUCAAAGCGGUAGGGGAAGGGUCGCAUCCCAAAUGGCACUCUAUUCCCUAUGUAGUGCACUUAUUUUGACCAGGUCAAAAGUAGUGCACUGUGUAGGGAAUAGGGUGCCAUUUGGAAGGGGUGGUUUCUGGAACAGGCCAUCAUCGGAACACCACUCCUCUCAGCUGCAGACAUGUUUCAGAAGCAGUAAAGUUCUAUAUGUGUACUGGAUGUACAGUAUGUAUAGUGACAUGUUUAGAAAUGUGUGUGUUUCUUUAUGCAUGUGUGGGGAUGUAAAUAAUGACUUUAGAUUCAUAGGGGUCCCGAAUGACUGGAUGUAGUAAUAAUGUACAGAUCGGAUAGAGACUUUUAAUUGAAUACCAGCCGAGAUCUUGCAGGGUUGCUGGCUUGCACAAACUUUUUGCACAAGCUUAAAAACAGGCCCCUCCCCUUCUGCAACAACAGUGAGAGGCUAGGGAUGGUGAAGUUAGGGUUUCGAUUCAAAUGGCACCAUAUUCCCUAGAUAACGGAAGACAAAAAGACUGGACAGGAAGUUGACACUGGACAGGAAGUUGAUCCUAAGAAACAAGGUCAGAGGAACAGGAAGUGAGGAACAGGAAAUGAAGUCAACAUCGAAGCAUCUUUGCCCUCCUGCCAUGUCCCUUCCAUCCGCCUUUUAGAUGUGGGUGUUUUUUUGAAUGUUUUUUGUUUUGUUUUGGUUGUGGCCUUUGCUAAAAACAUUCCAUAAACUGUUGUUUGCCUAUAACAAAAUUCUGCCACCCAUAAUGUGUUUUUUUAAGUAAAUUUUAAUGUGUGUGGUGUUUAUGAUUAAAACGGCUAUGUCAAAUUUGGGUUAUGUUAUCACAAAGACGCUGUUGAACAAAUGAAAAGGUACGCUCUGUGUUGACUAACUAUAUUUAUUAAUCACAUGGUCUGUGUUCCAAAUGGCACCCUAUUCCCUAUAUACUGCACUACUUUUGAGCAGAACCCAUAUGGGUUGUGUCCAUAGCCCUAUGAACCCUGGUCAAAGGUAGUGCACUAAAUAGGGAAUACGGUGCCAUUUGGGACAUUGCCACAGUCUCCAGAGAUGAAGGCCUAAGAGAGACACUUAAACAUGUUACUCGUAUGCACUGGGAUUAUCCUUUCUCGCCAUUGAUAUCAUUUCCCUUGUCUGAUGGUAAAGAUUCCCAACGCUGACCAUAUCAUGUCAUAUUGUACGUUAAUGACGAUACAUUUUAACCUUUGUUUGUAAACGCAUGUUUUUAUAUUAUGCUUUGCAUUAAAUAUACAUUGUAAAUGAUCA